AUGGAUGCAUCUUCAUCGAAAACAACUUCUACGCGGAUGAAUUCCUAUAAACACCAUGGGAAAGAUCUCAGCGAACUUCGACGUCAACGAACCCAAUCAAAUAUUACACUUCGCAAAAAACAACGCGAGGAACAAAUUCAAGUCAAACGAAAUUUGCCUGCUGAAGAGAGUAUGACAGAUGAAUCUGAUAACGAUGAGAAAUCCAAUCAAACAAAGGAUCUCAACGACCUUGCUAUUCGAGCUAGAAGCGAAGAUCCAACAGUACGUUUUGAAGCGAUACAUGCAGUGCGAAAACUCCUCUCGAUGGGUCACCAUCCGCCAAUCAAUGAAGUGAUUCAAAUGGAUUUUCUGUCUCUGUUUGUUCGCUAUUUAACAUUCGAUCAAUAUCCCGAUCUACAAUUCGAAUCUGCUUGGGCAUUGACAAAUAUCGCAUCCGGUGAUUCACAACAAACACAAGCUGUAGCUGAUGCUAAUGCUUUGCCAUAUUUAUUACGUCUUCUGCAAUCACCACGUGACAAUGUUUGCGAACAAGCAGUUUGGGCCAUAGGAAAUCUUAUUGGUGAUGGUCCGACACUACGUGACAAUGCCGUUGAUUUAGGUAUUAUUCAGCCAUUAUUGAAAUUUAUUCAAAAGGAUAUUCCUGUUAUUUUUCUUCGAAAUGUUACGUGGGUUAUUGUUAAUCUCUGUCGUCACAAAGAUCCUCCGCUGGCGUUCCACGCUGUAGAAGAGAUUCUGCCAGCGAUAAAAUAUGUGCUAAAAUACACUGAUAUGGCUAUUCUGAUUGAUUCAACAUGGGCAUUAGCGUAUCUUCUCGACUGUGGGAAUGCUAUGAUUCAAAUUGUUCUUGAUUCGGGCGUUUUACCCGAUAUAAUCAAAUUGUUAGCUCACACAGAAGUUCGAAUUGUCACACCUGCACUCAGAGCGAUUGGAAAUAUUGUAACCGGUACUGAUGAGCAAACGCAGUUGGUUCUCAAUCAUGGAGUACUUGCUUAUUUUCCGAAAUUGUUACAACAUCCGAGAGAAAAAAUAAAGAAAGAAGCUGUUUGGUUUCUAUCGAACAUAACUGCUGGUAAUAAAGAACAAGUACAAGCUGUGAUUAACGCACAGUUGAUUCCCGAUGUCAUUCAUCAUUUACAGAACAGUGAACUUUCUAUACAAAAAGAAGCAGUUUGGUGUAUAUCAAACUUAACACUAAGUGGCACGAAAGAACAAAUUCAGUACAUCGUCAGCCAACAUGUUGUAGCUCCUCUCUGUAAUCUAUUACAAAAACAAGAUGUUCAAAUGUUGCAAGUUUGUCUCGAUGCUCUACAUAAUAUACUCAAACAAACACCGGAUGAUGAUCUGGAAACUGUUAUCAUGGAGAUUGAAGAAUGUGGCGGUCUUGAUAAGAUCGAAGCACUGCAAAUCCACCCGAAUAAAGAUAUCUACCAACAAUCAUACGAUAUUAUUGAUAAAUUCUUCCCAAACGAUUCGGACGAUGACGAUAUGCUGUCAGCGAAUCUAAAUACUGAAUUUUCAUUUGGAAACUCGAAUGAAAAUUCCUCUAAUAACAACGCCCAGCCGUUUCAGUUUUAA
Molecule: messenger RNA, 1575 nt
Organism: Adineta ricciae
Lineage: Eukaryota; Metazoa; Rotifera; Eurotatoria; Adinetida; Adinetidae
Source: the annotation of a GenBank genome assembly